AUGGAGCAACCAGAGUCUGGUAUUGAGAAAUUUGAGAAAUUCACAUGGAAGGUUGAGAAUUUCUCUCGCUUAAACAAGAAGGUUUACUACGAGCAUUUCACCCUAGAAGGCUAUCCAUGGAGGAUUAGUCUGUUCCCAAAGGGGAACGAUAAUGCCAAAUACUUAUCAAUUUUUUUGGAGGCUGUGCAAACUGCUAAUAUGUCUAAGGGGUGGACCAGAGAUGUCAAAUUUAAGUUGCUAGUUUUCAAUCAACUCAAUACCGACAAAACAAUUACAAAAGAAUUACGUCACGUAUUCAAUGCAUAUGAAGACGAUUGGGGUCAACGCUCUUUUAUGAAGUUAACUAAGCUUCAUAAUACUAAAAGGGGGUUUCUAGUGAAGGAUGCUUGUAUUUUUGGAGUGGAAAUUUGUGUUUGUGAGUCAACUAAUGAGAAACAAGUAUAUCAAGCAGUUAGUUUAACAUCAUCCCAUACAGUUGGAAGUCAUGUCAAAAUGGAAGUACCAUGUCAAGAUCAAACUCCUUUAGUUUCCAUUAAGCCUACUAAAGAUCCUGAUGCUGAGUCAAUGUUUGCUGCAAUUGGGAGAAUUUUUUAUUUUCUUAACACUAGAAAAGUAAAAGACAUGAAUGAAGAGGCAUGUAAGGAGCUUCAAAUUUUAUGGGAUGAACUUGAGAAAUAUAAAUUUGAUCUCACAUGGCUAGAGCCCCAUGUUCAAUCUGUUUUGGGAAUGAAAAGGUUUGUAGAGAAAGCUAUGGAAGUAGAAAAAUUGAAGGAGAAUGUUGUAGUUCUAGAGCUGGAAGCAGAUAGGCUGAAGGCAAAGUUGGUUGCUGCUAAGGUAAAUCUUGAGGUAGAAAGAGACUUGUUGAAAGCAAAAGGCCUCAAAGAAAUAGGUUUGAAUUCUGAUUUGGGACUUGGAUCUUUGAGGGCAUAG
Messenger RNA from Vicia villosa (hairy vetch), 930 nucleotides. Its product is annotated as protein RESTRICTED TEV MOVEMENT 3-like. The transcript is spliced from 3 exons. Gene Ontology annotation, molecular function: protein binding. The record is from RefSeq and is a predicted model, not a curated record. The coding region runs from base 1 to 930 and encodes 309 amino acids. NCBI's taxonomy places the organism in Eukaryota, Viridiplantae, Streptophyta, Magnoliopsida, Fabales, Fabaceae.